Messenger RNA from Zymoseptoria tritici IPO323, 993 nucleotides. RefSeq lists its product as uncharacterized. The transcript has a single exon. The record is from RefSeq and is a predicted model, not a curated record. Lineage: Eukaryota; Fungi; Ascomycota; Dothideomycetes; Mycosphaerellales; Mycosphaerellaceae. Bases 1 to 993 code for a protein of 330 amino acids. Gene Ontology annotation, cellular component: plasma membrane.
AUGCGACGCAUCACACCGCGGACAUGUCUCUGGCCUCUCGUCGGAUGCGUCUCCGGAGCCUUCGUGCUCUCCUUGGGCCUGACCUUUCGCUCUAAUCAUCAUUGCUACGCAGCGACGUGCGGUGAGUGGGAUUUCAGCCUCCAAGCACGACUCCAUGUCGUGGUCUGGUAUGCCUGGCUCUCGUUAUCGAUCGCCUUACUCGGUCUGCGUGCAUUCCAGCCAUCAGUUCGACGACUUACCUCGUUGUCUCUCGGCUGGCAUGUUCCGAUCAUCGGCAAGACUUUGCGAGUGGGAGGCCUUCUCCUGGUCUUGUGGAUUCUGUCGCUGUAUGGCAUCAUCCUUGGAAUCUGGUGGAUCCGCUUGAGAGACUACUUCGAGGACCGCGGGAAGUCAUUACCUGGCAACACAAUCGUCGCAGCUGUGGCGCUCACGGGUCAUCUUGCAGACGUCACUAUGGGGAUGGUCCUCCUGCCAGUCUCUCGACACAGUGCAUUGGUGUCCUUCUUCAAGCUAUCUCCAGCGACGACGUACAGCUUCCAUAUGUUCCAGGCGUACGUUCUGUUUGCCCUGGUAGCGAUCCACGGAUCGUUGUACGCAGACUGGGCCUCGAUAUGGGAUGCACGCUUUCGACCGUUCUUGCCAAUACUCAAUCCGACCUACUACUAUCACGAGACAUGGCCUGGCAAUCGUUCUAGUCUCGGCAUCUGGCGGGCAUCGUUGAUCUUUACGGGCAUCGCAAGCAGUCUGAUCAUGGUGGUCAUCUUCUUCUCGAGCCUUCCCGUUGUUCGUCGGAAGUACUUCAAUGUCUUUUACUUCUGCCACUUGCUGGCGAUCCUGGCGGUGGUCAUCGUCUGCUUGCAUGCAUCGACCAUGUUUUACUGCACACUACCUGGACUGGCGAUGUGGCUGCUGGACUGGAGCAUGCGAUUUGUGGAGCUUCGGGUGAAGCUUGAUAGCAAAUUGACCGCGCUGGGCAACGGAUGGUACAGGUAA